Molecule: messenger RNA, 3097 nt
Organism: Rhea pennata
Lineage: Eukaryota; Metazoa; Chordata; Aves; Rheiformes; Rheidae
Product: prominin-1-A-like
Exons: 22
Coding region: 10-2337 (775 amino acids)
Cellular component (GO): prominosome; microvillus; plasma membrane
Molecular function (GO): cholesterol binding
Source: RefSeq, a predicted model, not a curated record
GGCGCCGGGAUGGAGCUGGGCGACGUGUGGCAGCCGGCGUACGGCCCGGGGCCGGCGCCGCCGGGAUGCAGCACGCCGGGCCUCGUGGGCAUGGCGCACGGCUUCCUGCGCCUGGUGCAGCCCAACGGCCUGCCCGCAGGGCUGAUCGCGGAGCUGGGGCAGCCCCCGAGCGAGGAGUCCCGCCGGGAGCAGGUCCAGGAGCUGCUGCGCUACGAGCUGGGUUUCCUGGUCUGCGCGGCCAUCGGGCUCCUCUUCAUCAUCCUCGUGCCCCUGGCGGGAUGCUGCUUCUGCUGCUGCCGCUGCUGCGGGAACUGCGGGGGCCGCAUGUACCAGAAGCAGAGCCGGCGGAGCGGCUGCCGCCGCCGGGCUCUCUACGCCUCUGUGCUGCUCGUCUCGACCCUCCUGCUGGCCGGCAACAUCUGCACCUUCCUCAGCAACACCCGCCUCUCCCAGGCCGUGAGCGACGCCUUUCCCAACGCCAACGCCACCGCGGGCGACCUCCGCACCUACCUGGCCUCCAUCCCCGAGCAAAUCAGCUUUAUCGCGGCGAGAAGCGAGGUCCCGCUGGGAUAUGCCAACGCCAGCCUCCAGCGCAUCGGGCCCACCCUGGGCGGCAUGAUCGUCUCCGGCAUCAGGAGGAGCGUGAACGAGGCAGUGGGAGCCCUCCGGAGCCUGCUGGAAGAGCUGGAGACGCUGGCCGUCGCCUUCGGCGGCAUCGACAGCGCUAGCUCGCGCCUCGAGGAGCUGCAGGGCAACUACAGCCGGCGGGUGGCCGACCUGCGGGACAGCAUCAACCGCACCCUGCAGCGCUGCGGGCGCCCCUGCAGCAACGUCUCCCUGGAUGGCCUCGGGUUCAAGGCCAACUUCAGCGCGAUUCCCAGUGUGGACCAGCAGCUGGAGGCUCUGGAGGAUGUGUUCGGCUCCAAUCUGGUGGCUAGUUUGGAGAAGGUUAACCGCACGCUGAACGAGACCGCUGACAAGGUGCACGAGCAGUCCUGGGACGUGGUGACAAAGACCCAGGACCAGCUGGGCCAGAUCAGGCAGGAGGUCAGCAACGUGCCCGAGCGCCUCCCUUUUGAGGCCUUGGAGGGCAGUGGCGUGGCCUUUCUGGACAACACCAUGUCCACACUGGAGAAAUACAGAAAGCCAGUGACCGCCUUCGAGAAGCUCAGGUGGAGUGUGUGCAUCCUCCUGUGCUGCCUGGUGCUGCUCGUGGUCAUCUGCAACAUGUUCGGGCUGGUGCUGGGGCCCCUGGGCCUCAAGGCAGCCGUGCUGCCCACGGAGCGCGGCUGCCUCUCCAACACCAGCGGGAACUUCUUCAUGGCCGGAGUCGGCUUCAGCUUCCUCUUCUCCUGGCUGCUGAUGCUCUUCGUGCUGGCCCCCUUCGUGCUGGGGGGGAACAUCUACAUGCUCUUCUGCCAGUCUCUGCACAACCAGCAGCUCUUUGAGCUUCUUGAUACCCCUGGCCUGAUCUCCAGCUUCAACUUGUCACAGGUGCUGGGUGUGGGCAACACAAACAUCUCAGAACUGUACAGGCAGUGCCAGGACAAUACCGCCCUGUGGCAAGCGCUUCACCUCGACCAGCAGGUCUCCCUGGACGAGCUCCUGAACAUCAGCCAGUACACCACAGAGAUCUCUGCGGCCUUUGAGGAGGUGAACAUCACCCUGAGUCCCAUCUCCCUGCUCAGCCAGAGCCAGAAGGACUUGCUGCUGAAGGCCAGCCGACUGGGACAGCUGCCCAACUUCACCCACAGCCUGGCACAGAUGGAUCAGAGCGUGACCCAUGGAAGCCUCCAGGAUCUGGCCACAGAGCUGGAGCGGCUGGCAGAGCAAGUGGACACGGGUGCAAAACAGGACCUGAAGGACGAAGCCAGGGAGCUGAGGGAGCUGGACAGGGAGAUGAACGCGAGCUUCUCGGGGCUGCUGCAAAGCCUGGAGGAGAACAUCUACGCGGUGGAGCUCCACGCCGCCGGGCUGCAGGCGCGGACCAACGCGACGCUGCAGGAAGUCGAGCGAACGCAGGCCUCCCUGGGGAGGGAGACGGCGAGCGUCGUCGCGAGCGAGACGCAGGCCUUCGUGCAGCAGCUGCUGGGCUUCUUCGAGAGCUACGUUGCCUGGGCCAAGCGCGGCCUGACGAGAGACGUGGCGCGGUGCAAGCCCGUGGCUCGGACCCUGGACAGCGUGGAGGCCGUGGCCUGCGACUACAUCCUGGACUCCGUGAACGCCUUCUGGUUCAGCCUGGGCUGGUGCACCUUCCUCCUGCUGCCCAGCAUCGUCCUCACCGUGCGCCUCGCCAAGUUCUACCGCCGGAUGGACGUCGCCGACGUCUACGAGUGAGGAGACCGCCCAUAACGGUUCUAGGAGCCCCCCCCCCACCUCCCUCAAUUUGGGGGUGCUGCCUAGCACCCCGCUUUCUGCAGGGCUGGGCUGCGCUGCUGGGCCGACGUUUGGCUCCUCCAGCACAUCCUGGGCUGCCCCUUGCCCCCCGCUGUGUUGGGGGGUGACACAGGUGACCGUGUUUUUGCAGGGCGCCCACGCUGGACUCGUUCCAAGCGCCCUGGGUGGCUGGGGGGAAGUAGCCCCCGUCGCCCGCGGCGCACGCACGGAGGAGGCCGGGCGCCCCAGCUGGUGGGACGCGACUGCUCCACCUGCUGCGCCCUCCCCCGGGAGCUGGGGAGCAGGCUGGGACCCCCUCCCCAGCCAAACCCCCCUCCCCAUUUCCCAGUACCCAUUUCCCAGUAGGUGACAGUGCACUGAGGCCAGCUAUCAGGCACAAGUGCAAUGCCCAGGUUUGGGCGUGGGGAGGGGUCUGCCCCUCGCGCAGCCCCAGGCGGGUUUUUGCCCCCCCCCCCCAUCACUGCCCUGGGGAGGGAAGAGGAGGGAGCAGCUAUCUCCCGCCACGGCUCAUCCUGGCCACGCGGUGCUGCAUGCGUGGACAUGCUGUGCUGCAACGGCAGCCCUCGUUGCCAGCCCCCCCUCUGCCGGGCUGCCGGGGCCCGGCAUAGCUCGCGCUGCUGCGGCACGUGCCACCGGCCAGCAGCAACCCGCUGAGCCAGGCGCCUUGCUCUGCAGGCGAUGUGACUAUUUAUUUUUGAGU